This is a messenger RNA of Podarcis lilfordi (Lilford's wall lizard), 4179 nucleotides long. The record is from the annotation of a GenBank genome assembly. NCBI's taxonomy places the organism in Eukaryota, Metazoa, Chordata, Lepidosauria, Squamata, Lacertidae.
AUGUCAGGCGCGGCCGUGGCUCUGCCGGCAGCCGGCUUUACUGCUCCGCUGACGAGAGCCGGGCCUGGUGCCUGAGGAGAGUCCGCCGAAAGACGCGGGAGCCUGCUGUGAGGGGAAGCCGACUCGGGAGACGGGGCCGCUUCGUCGCGCGGUAACCUGGCGGAGGCCGGAGCCGGAGCAAGUGGCUCGGCUGAGAGGCGAGCGGCGGACGAUGGAGCCGGGAGAGGCCUCGCCCCGUCAGCGCUGAGUAAGUUCCCGAGGUGGGAAGAGACGUUUCUCCCCAAAUUUGGGAAACAGAUGCCACGAGUCUUAAGCGGGUCCCUGAUGCGCCCCAUCUAUCAUAGCGGCGGAGGCUGCGACCCGCUCAGCCUGCUUUCUCCCUGUGGGCUUCGGGGCACCGCUUCGCUGCCUCGUCUUCGUGGUCCUGUGAAUGUGGGCCAGAAAGAGAGAGUCAGGUGUAAAAAAUACUGUAGAUGAGCUGUGCUUAGGGGAGGGGGCGUUGUUGUUCUUCUUCUUGUUGUUGUUGUGUAUUUUGUGUCUUCAAUUUGUACUCUUGUAAACCGCCCUGUGAUCUUCGGAUUGACUGGUGGUACGUAAAUCUAAAUUAAUAAUAAUAAUAAUAAUAAUAAUUAAUACAGGGGGUAUGGCCACUCUAAAUUCUGGUAGCGAACGUCUGGUAUGUAUUGUCUCCUGACAGCCUUUGCAACAGAGAGAACAGUUCUAAUAGGUAAAAAUGAGGACACACCAGCCACUCUGCAGCAAAAUGGGUUGUGCCCUUGGCUGCUGAAUUUCUGAAUGCCCCCCCCCUUUAUGUUGCAAACCACCCUGUGGACUUAGAGUGAUUAAUACUAGUAAUAGUAAUAAUAUAUUGUUGACAUCCAUCUGUCUUGAGAGACAAUGGAGUGCUUUUCCAGGGAUGAAGUCAAACAGCGGCAUUAUUUUAUUUUUAUUUAUUGAAUUUAUUGAAUUUAUGUACCACCCUAUACUCAGAGGUUUCAGGGCGGUUCACAGAAAAGAUCACAAUAUAUAAAAUCAAAAUAAGAACAAUAACCCGAUAAUACCCCCCGAUAUGUAUGGAGGUCCUGGGCUGCCCAGAAGACAAGACCCCACUGAUCAGCCUCACUGAUGUGGCUCAAAUGAAAUCAGAGCAAAAUGUUCGGCACCAGCUUCCCACAAGUAGAAAACUAGUGGAGCAGGUAUGCAGGGUAAGCUUGAACUUUUAUCUAUGGUGCUUUUAACUUUUUAGUUGUAGGGGGAUACAUAAUAGCAUGAUGGAUCUCUUAAAAAUGGCAUUCCCUCUAUCAGUACUCCGAAACAGCACAGCUUAUUCUGCUGCCACACAGUCCACUACCUUGUUCUGUAGCUUGCCUAGGCCAAGCAUAGAAAAUUGUCCUACAAAACAUUAGGUCAAAUUCUAACUUUACCACUUCAGGCACUAGGGGAAGUGGGUCAUAUUAUUUUUCCCGUAGUUCUUCCCAUGUAAAAGCUCCGUCCGUGUACGUCGGAGAAAAGCUAACCUAAACAUUAGUGAGUUUUUAAAGGAGAGGUUCUGGCACAAAGAAGAAGGGAAAUGCUCCCUUUGAAAAGUCCUUUCCCCAGAUCAGCGAAACUUAAGGAGCAUCUUCUGAAAGGCAAACUUGUGUGAAGGCAGAAAAUUGGACAUGCAUAUGAAAAGUGGAUAAAUAUGCCCCUUUGGAUUGCUGCCUUGGUCUCAUGGAAUUUGAUGUUUCAGUUUAAACGUUUCAUAUUGGAAGUCCAGAGGGGACUAAAACAGCCUGAUAAAUAAAGCUGCCAAAGUUUACUAGCUUGCUCCUUUUCCCUAGUCGACCAAGAGGCUAGUUGCCUGCCUUUUCUUACUGGAGGAGCAGAAUCCCCUUCUCCCCAGGCAGUAAAUGCAAGCUAGUAAACAAAAUUGCCUUCUGUCUGGCCUGCUGGCAGAAGGAGGAUGAAGCAAUCUGUCUUUUCCUCUGCCAAACAGCUGCUCACUCACUUCUAUGGAAUUCGUGGUUGCCUAUAGCUUGGCAGGCUAGUUGUUAAAUACAGAACAGAAAUAAAAGAAUGGGAAUAGGUCUAAUUUUAGCAAUUUUUUCAUGUGUGUUUAUGAUACUCCCUUUUCACAAGCAUGGAAAGCCUAUAUACAGGUAAGGAGUGUUGAAAUCUUCACCCUACAAUUCAGAAAGUUUUCAAUCACUUAACCUUCACUGAACACAUCCCAUUGUGAAGGCUGUUAAUAUAUUUUUAGCAUUUUUGCAUCACCUUUUCGUUGUUCUGUAAAAAUGGUAGAGUAAAAAUAUGUUACCAGACUUUAAUAUUUCAUGUAAAUUCUGCCUUUGUACACCCAAGUAUGCCUUGUUUAUAUAACUGCAAUUUGCAGUCAUUGCAUAAUGACUUAAUAAGCUUUGACAGGUGGAAGCAACUUUGGGCUGUUGAAAAAUUCAGUAAAAUGUAAACAUUAAAAAGAAACAGAAAACCCACUGCAAAUCUAAAGCAAAUAACAACAGGAAAAAAGUUAGGAACAGAAAUCGAAGCAUCUUAAAAGACCAAAGGUUUUCUGUCUUGAUCAGACCAUCACUGGGAAGGGAGGCAAAUGGAUCUCCUGAGGCAUUCUGAUACCUGAGCACAGCAACAGGGAAAGCCUUACUACACAUUCUUGUCAAAUGAGCCUCAGAUAUUAACAGGAUAUGUGAUAGGGCCUCUUCAGACAAUCUCAGAGAGUAAACAUGCUACUAUGGUGGGAAGCAGUUCUUUAGGUAUCCUGGUCUGAAGCUGUUUGGAAAAUGUUUGAACACCAUGUUUUAAUUAUGGAAAUUGUCCAGAAUUGCUUUCUUUGUAACUUCCAGUACUGCCUUCAACCUGCAUUACACUUUAGUUGAACUAUUUCCCACUCUUUCCACUCUCGUGUAUGUCUGCAAUGUUGAAGUUCAGAGUAGGGAUGACUAACCUGUGACCUGUCAGAUGUUGUUGGGCUGUUAUCUCUGGUUGUUGGCCAUGUUGGCUGAAGCUGAUGAGAGCUGGUAUUCAACAACAUCUGGAUGGCCACAGGUUAGCCAAUCAGGUUUAUACAGCAUUCUUGAGGCCCAACCUGGAUAUGAUGGCAACAUGCUGAACAUAGAAUAAAGUCUAUUUCCACAAUCCAGAUAAAGCGGUGAGGGAUGAUUGGAGCACACCAUGCCGGGAAUCUGAACCCUUGCUUAACCUAUACACCCCUCUUGCUUUUUAGAAAGCCUUUUUCCCUCUAGCUAGGCUCUGAAACAGGAAGUAGCCUUGCUGGAAGAAGAACAGCUUAAAAAUAAGUGGGUUUGAGUAAGAAACUGGGAGAGAGUGCAUGUUCCAUCUGUUCUGCCUUUCUAUCAUUUAAAUUGGCCACUCCUUCAGCUGACAGGGAAUUGCAAGGUACCCCAAGCCAAAUAGAAUAAACAUGUAUAGAAGGGGACUUCUAGUGAUGCUGCUUAUUUUCAAACAUACUUCCAUAGCCAGGGUGAGUGUUUUUAGAGACUUAAAUUGCACUUAAAGGCUAUUAAUGCCAUUCUGAAGGCAUUGUUACUGUUUCAUCAUAAUGUAAGAUGACUUGAAAUCAAAUUAAAGUGCUGUAAAGCCGCGUGGGAGAGAAUUAACAGCCAAGAUGCAGAUUAAGAGCACAAUCAUACACAUCCCAAAGUCAAAUUGGCAAGAGCUAUGAGUUAAGCCUUAAAAAAAGCACUUUGGAUUGUGUUCCAAAACUAAAUACUAGGCAAACAAUGAAAUCAACUGACUGCAAAGGGUUUUGGGGUACUUUGAUGUAUUUAUGGCCAUCUGCUCUUCAUUUCCUUAGCAUUUCAUCUGAAAUAGCUAGGAUUCAAAGUAGACCUGUAUUUUGUGGUGGGUGCACACAGUGAUGAUUAACUGGUACAGAACAAGCAAGGACAUUAAGCCAUGGUUUGCAGUCGACUUAAUAUCUAAAGCUGUUAAUCAUCAUUUUCUGGUUCUGAUAAAACAGGGAACUUAUAGGUAACGGGAGACUUCCAUGUUUGUUUGUGUGAAGGGAGUAGCAAAGUGACUGCAUGCAUGGCCAUAUGGUUCAUUCAUACCUAUUAAUCCAAGUUGUGAUCUGAAUGCAGCCAGGAUGUUUAUUGCAAAUCAUCGACCAGAGAACUUAAUUAAACAUUGUUUGUUUUUAUUUUAGCUAUGACAUUAUUAUAG